This is a messenger RNA of Fimicolochytrium jonesii, 549 nucleotides long. RefSeq names its product ADP-ribosylation factor. The transcript is spliced from 4 exons. Lineage: Eukaryota; Fungi; Chytridiomycota; Chytridiomycetes; Spizellomycetales; Powellomycetaceae. Gene Ontology annotation, cellular component: cytoplasm; plasma membrane. Gene Ontology annotation, biological process: intracellular protein transport; vesicle-mediated transport. The record is from RefSeq and is a predicted model, not a curated record. Gene Ontology annotation, molecular function: GTP binding; GTPase activity. Bases 1 to 549 code for a protein of 182 amino acids.
AUGGGCCUCUCAAUUUCCAAACUCUUCCAGGGCCUCUGGGCCCACAAGGAGAUGAGGAUCCUGAUGGUCGGCCUCGACGCAGCAGGGAAAACCACUAUCCUGUACAAAUUGAAAUUAGGGGAGAUUGUUACUACUAUUCCCACUAUUGGAUUCAACGUGGAAACGGUGGAAUAUAAGAACAUCAGUUUUACGGUGUGGGAUGUUGGGGGGCAGGAUAAGAUUCGGCCGUUGUGGAGGCAUUAUUUUCAGAAUACGCAAGGGAUUAUUUUCGUGAUUGAUUCGAAUGAUCGGGAUCGAAUCGGCGAAGCCCGCGACGAACUGCAACGAAUGCUCAACGAAGACGAGCUCCGGGACGCGGUCCUUCUCGUCUUUGCCAACAAGCAAGACCUGCCGCAAGCGAUGAACCCAUCGGAGAUCACCGACAAGCUGGGCCUGCACGCGCUCCGACAGCGGCAGUGGUUUAUCCAGGCGGCGUGCGCGACGACGGGGGAUGGGCUGUAUGAGGGGUUGGAGUGGUUGAGUAGUAGUUUGAAGACGAGGGGUGGGUAG